AUGGAUCAUCAAUUUCCAAGAAAACAAUUGGUGAUAUCAAAUUCAACCAAAGAUAAAGUGGAGGCAUGCAAAAGAUAUAUAGAGAGAAAAUAUACAGAUCUAUUGAAAGCGGAGAUGGAGAGAAGAGAGGAUUGGGCCAAAUUAUGGGAGAAAAUGAAAGAUAUGCAAUUGAAAGCUUAGGAUUAAGAGUACUAUAAAUAGUUGGUUUUGAAGAAGGAAGCAGAACUGAUGAGAAAGAAAAGAAUGAAGUUUUGCACUGAUGAUUUUGAGCCAAUAGCAAUAAUAGGAAGAGGAGCAUUUGGUGAAGUGAGAGUUUGCAGGAUAAAAUAGACUAAAGAGAUAGUUGCAGUCAAAAAAAUGAAGAAGUGUGAGAUGUUGGCCAAAAAUCAAUUAGCACACAUUAGAGCAGAGAGAGACAUCCUGAGUCAAGAGAAUCCUUGGGUGGUAGAAUUAAAAUGCAGUUUUCAAGAUGACAAAUAUCUCUACUUAGUGAUGGAGUACAUGGCAGGUGGAGAUCUAAUGACAUUGCUGAUGAAAAAAGAUAUAUUAACUGAAGAUGAAGCCAAGUUCUACAUUGCAGAACUAGUUUUGGCAGUUGAUUCAAUCCAUAAAAUGAAUUAUAUUCAUAGAGAUCUCAAACCAGAUAAUAUUUUGAUUGAUCGAAAAGGACAUCUCAAGUUAUCUGAUUUUGGUUUAUGCAAGUAUUCAGAAAUCAAACCGAAAGUUGAGUUGGGCAGAAAAGUUCCCAAUUAAAAUCCAGCCCCAACUCCAAUACUUAGCAAAAUGUAAAAAAGAAGACAAUUAGCUUUAUCCACAGUUGGUACUCCUGAUUAUAUUGCUCCGGAAGUCUUUACAUAAUAAGGAUAUACUGAAACAGUGGAUUGGUGGAGUGUGGGAGUAAUGUUGUAUGAAAUGGUUGUUGGAUAUCCUCCAUUCUUUUCGGAUGAUCCUUAAACCACCUGCUAAAAUAUCUUACACUGGCAAUCAACAUUCCAAAUCCCACAAGAUAUCAGUCUAUCACCUUAAUGCAUUGAUUUGAUUCGCAGAUUGGUGGCUGACCAUACUGAAAGAUUGGGCAUUAAUGGAGUAAGUGAAAUAAAAAUUCAUCCUUUUUUUUAAGGAGUUGAUUGGAGGAAAAUAAGAGAGAAGAUUACCCCUUAUUAACCUCAAGUGAAUCAUGAAAUAGAUACUUAAAACUUUGAGAAAUUCGAAGAGGAGGAACCUUGGAAUUGGAAUUCUAGUAGGAGAGUCAAGAAAGAUCACUUCUAAGGAUAUUCUUUUAAUCGAUAAGCUCAAAGAGAACAAAGUCCAGUGAGAGUAGCUCUGGAGAAUAUUGACAAAGUUGAAUUUCCUAAACGAUAAUAACCGACAUAGUAACCACAAAGUUAGAUUCAGUAACCUGGUAGUCCAUCUCACAGAAAAGUUAUAGCUAAACCAAUUGCUUAUGCUUACAACAAAUCUGCCAGGUCUAAUUCUCCUGUUAAUAAGAAUCAAUAAUAAAACUCUAUGAAAACUAUUCCAUAACAACAAACCUUACUGAAUAUAUUAUCUUAAUAUAAAAGAAAUUCUAAUAAUAAUAAUAACAGCUCUAAUAACAAUUCCGCACUCAAUUAUUCAAGCUCAAGAUUACCAAAUCUUAAAAGUGUUCGAGAACAAAGUCCCAGAUCCCCAAGAAACACAUAAAAGUAUUACUAUUAAUGA
Messenger RNA from Paramecium tetraurelia, 1701 nucleotides. RefSeq lists its product as uncharacterized. Gene Ontology annotation, molecular function: protein serine/threonine kinase activity; ATP binding. Lineage: Eukaryota; Ciliophora; Oligohymenophorea; Peniculida; Parameciidae. The record is from RefSeq and is a predicted model, not a curated record. Gene Ontology annotation, biological process: peptidyl-serine phosphorylation; intracellular signal transduction. The transcript is spliced from 5 exons.